Molecule: messenger RNA, 3229 nt
Organism: Carcharodon carcharias (great white shark)
Lineage: Eukaryota; Metazoa; Chordata; Chondrichthyes; Lamniformes; Lamnidae
Gene: wdfy2
Product: WD repeat and FYVE domain containing 2
Exons: 12
Coding region: 72-1274 (400 amino acids)
Molecular function (GO): protein binding; metal ion binding
Source: RefSeq, a predicted model, not a curated record
UCCGGAGUUGCGCGGCGGUGGCUGCGCCGUGGUUGGAGUGACGCAGGGCUUGGGCGGCGCGGUUCAUCACCAUGGCGGCGGAGAGCAACCCCAAGGCUCUCACACGGAGACCCGUCCUGCUCAGCAAGAUCGAGGGCUCCCAGGAUGUAGUGAACAUGGCGGCCAUCAUCCCCAAAGAGGAUGGAGUGAUCAGUGUCAGUGAGGACAGAACAAUACGUGUGUGGAUUAAGAGAGACAGUGGUCAAUACUGGCCAAGCGUUUACCACUCAAUGACAUCUUCAUGUUCAUGCAUGUCCUUCAAUCCAGAAACAAGGAGGCUCUCAGUAGGACUGGACAACGGUACAGUCUCCGAGUUUAUUUUAUCGGAGGACUACAACAAAAUGAUUUCUGUAAAGAGCUACCUGGCUCAUCAGAACCGAGUGACAAUGGCCCUAUUUAUCUUGGAGAUGGAAUGGGUGCUGAGCACGGGGCAAGACAAAAGCUUCACUUGGCAUUGUUCGGAGAGUGGCCGAAGGCUAGGUAGCCACAGAACUUCUGCUUGGGCUUCGUGUCUGCAAUUUGACAUUGAAACGCGGCAUGCUUUUAUUGGGGAUUAUUCUGGGCAGGUGACGAUUUUGAAGCUUGAACAAGACAAUUGCUCUGUAGUUACGACAUUUAAAGGACACAGCGGCAGCAUCACGGCACUUUGUUGGGACCCGGUUCAACGGACACUAUUCUCAGGCAGUUCUGACCAUUCCAUUAUUAUGUGGGAUAUAGGAGGCAGAAAGGGAACUGCUAUUGAAUUACAAGGCCACAACGAUAAAGUUCAGUCCCUUUGUUAUGCACAUCAUACUCGGCAACUGAUCUCUUGUGGUGCAGAUGGUGGGAUUGUUGUGUGGAACAUGGAUGUAAAGAGGCAAGAGACUCCUGAUUGGUUAGAUAGUGAUUCCUGCCAGAAAUGUGACCAGCCUUUCUUCUGGAACUUCAAACAAAUGUGGGACAGUAAGAAAAUUGGCUUGAGACAGCACCACUGCAGGAAAUGUGGGAAAGCUCUUUGUGGAAAGUGCAGCUCAAAGCGAUCCUCCAUUCCGCUCAUGGGAUUUGAGUUUGAAGUGAGGGUCUGUGAUAGCUGCUAUGAGUCAAUAACAGAUGAGGAUCGAGCACCCACAGCUACUUUCCAUGAUAGCAAGCACCACGUGGUCCACAUGCACUUUGACCUAACCAGAGGCUGGCUGUUGACAUCAGGCAAUGACCGGGUUAUCAAGCUCUGGGAUAUGACUCCUGUGGUGUCGUGACGUGCUCUUGAUGAGCAUGAUGAGGGAUUCUGUCGAAUGGGCUAGUCUACACGUGGAGGAUCAGUCUGCAAUGGUAAUACAAUGUGGUGGCUUCGAUGAAGAACAGAAAGGAAUUUGAUAUUUUUCAAAAGCAACCUUCCAAACCCUGAACAGUUUUUAACAAGCCCAAAGUGCAAUGAUUCCAGAAAAAACUUGGCUGGGAGCAAUUAAGUACGGUUUUCCAGAGGGUAAUUUGUGCAGUUGAGGUGUUUGUUUAAUUUUUGCUGGAAUUUUUUGAUGGACCUGAACAAUCUUUGUGAGCUGUGUGUAUGUUUUUCUUAAUUGUAGUGAUAAAUUCUGUCUCUCUGUUGUUUUUGUUUUGUAUUUCACUUUUGUUACUCAGCAGCUAAUCUUCAUCUUUAAGGACACAUCCUGUUUUGGUAAUGUUCUUUAUAACAACUGUAUUGCCGUGUGGGUUUGUUUAAAAUAAUUUUUCGUUGUGUAUGAGAAAUCAUUUUGACUAAUAAUUUGGGCUUUUUUCCACAGCAGAAGAAAACACAGACUAAAAACAAAAUGGCAGUGGAGGAAAUAAUAAUGGUCUAAUUGCCCACAUAUUCAUUUUUUCCAUUUCAAAGAGUGAAAUUUCUGUACCUAAAAGCAUUCCACUUUGUCCUUACUAAUCUUAAAUGGUUAAUCCAAUCUCCUCGUCUGCAGAAGUGAAUUAUGAGGAAAUGUGGUGGUUUCUCGAUGUUGGAAGGUGUAAAUGAUAUAAAUAUACGAAUACAUGUUUAAUGGAAUUUGGGUCUGCAGGAUGAACAAUGGUUCCAAACGAGUCAACGAAACUUAGCAAUGUUUACUACCGCAGUCUUGCUGUCGAAGCUGCUUUGCAUAGGAUUCUGAUGCUCCAAAACUAACAAUGUACUCUGAUUCUGUACUCCUUGUUAUCCCUUCACAUCUUUGUCCCCAUUGCUCCCUUCAAAGGAGGGGAGGCUAUAACUGAGGAGCAGAGUGAGCUCAAAAUAGCUGUAAAAAGAGCAGCUCCUUGAUUUUCAGAUCAACAUGUUCCUCCUUUUGGCUUCUGCUUUUCUUCCUUCCUUCUCUCAUUCUCUACAGUCUGCUGAUAAAUUCAGUUAAUUGAUUAAACCCACUCUGAUCAGUGGGUGUUACGAUCUGGUGAUACAUUCGAUGAUCUGGUUGAACCCAUUCUGAUUAGUAAUGGGUGUUACAGUCUGGUGAUAUAUUUAGUGAUCUAGUUGAACCCUAGUCUGUUCAGUAAUGAGUGUACUUUGGUGACCAAAAUGGAAUUUGAAUUUUCAACCUUCUAGCCGGUAGGUAAGCAUUAAACAGGCUGCUUUUUUCACACUUUCCUUAGAUUCUCAUUGACUUCUAUUGACUGACUUCCAUGUUUCACAUAAUUUGAGAUUUAAAUGUUGGGCCUGAUCUAGCCUUUGCCUGGAUGGUUUGUUGAUUAGAAUGAAGCUUAUGUUGGAACUGUGCUUCCAAUCAUGAAGUCUUAGUAAUUUGAGCACACAAGGAAGCUGUUCAGCUGAUUGUACUCCUGCUUGAUCCACAUCAGAUCUUGACUCCACUCCCAUUCCCUCACUUUUUCCUGCAACCCAGUAUUGUGUUUUCGGUUCACUCAAUUCUUUUGGAUUGAAGAAUAAAAGACUAACAGUGCCUUUUACAUCCUUAGAACUUUCCACAGUGAUUCAGAUCCACUGAAUUAUUUUGAAGCAUGGCUAUUGUUGUUAUGUUGACACAAGUAGUGGAUAGUUUGCACACAGUAACAAUUGUGACUUUCAUAGACCCUCUACAAUGCAAGGGACUUGAUAGCUCAGAUUGGCCAGGCCAUUCUUGAUUAUUGUAAUCCUUUGUAAUCUGGUUUUUUUUUGCCUUCAGAAAACAGAUCAUGUCCAUGCUUGGUGGUAUUCAUAAAUUAUGUAUGACACACAUUAAAGAAAAACGGUUUUACUUGA